Molecule: messenger RNA, 1770 nt
Organism: Komagataella phaffii GS115
Lineage: Eukaryota; Fungi; Ascomycota; Pichiomycetes; Pichiales; Pichiaceae
Product: Histone methyltransferase with a role in transcriptional elongation
Exons: 1
Coding region: 1-1770 (589 amino acids)
Biological process (GO): regulation of DNA-templated transcription
Cellular component (GO): chromatin; nucleus
Molecular function (GO): protein binding; histone H3K36 methyltransferase activity
Source: RefSeq, a predicted model, not a curated record
AUGCUAGCCUCACAGAGCGAAGAGGAGCCCUUUUCCUUCUACAUGUGGUGUGAUAUGCCGUCCAGGCCUUCCAGAAAUAGUUUAAAGGAUUCAACGUAUUUACCUCUGAGUGAACUAUUAGAACACGGUGAAGCUCCAACAACGCGUCCCAGUAGGAAACUGACUAGGUCCAUUGAACAAUGCAAAAAAUGGGUUGCAUGUAUAGACCAUAGCAAUUUCCCCGGUCACUGGUCCGUCGGUAAACGAGGUUGUCGCACCAAAGUACAACUGCAGAUGCAGUUAAUCUUGAGCGCAGCUACUGGAUCUCCUUUGAAGCUUUGGAUUUUUAGUCAAAGAGGAUUAGAAGUGGUAUCGUUUUUGCUUAUUCCCAAACCAGAAGCUUUGCAGUUUGUUUCCCCGACAAGAAAGCAGAAACGCAAAAUUGUUUCCCUGCCCAACAGCAACUUCAGAGCUACAACCGCAGAAUGGGCUAACCUAGCGAAGAACAUUUGGAGAAGCUCAAAAGAACAUGAUAAAGUUAUCAAAAACAGCAGAUCAUUAAGAGAUUACAAUAGUUGCAACUGUAGAGUUAAUUGUGGUGAUCUCUGUCUCAAUCGAAUUCUUCAAAUCGAAUGUGAUUCUACCAUCUGCAAACUAUCAGAGACACGUAGUUGCGGGAACACCCAAUUUACGACGUUGGAACUAGGUAUAUCUUCAUUGUUCAGAGAAGGCACACGUGUUUGUCGCAUUGAUGACAAAAAAGGUUAUGGCUUAGUAGCCAUACGAGAAUUUGCGCCAUAUGAGUUAAUCUGUGAAUACACUGGUGAAGUCAUUAAUCAAGAAGUCGUUAAGGAAAGGCUUUCAAAGAAGAAAGUCUUUCACUACUAUCAUCUUUCUCUAGAGCAGGGACUUUCGAUAGAUUCUACUGUAAAGGGUUCAGUAGCCAGAUUCGUCAAUCAUUCUUGUGCGCCCAAUGCAGAAGUUCAGAAGUGGUACGUACAGGACGAACCCAGAAUUGGAUUAUUUGCAGGUUCGAAAGGUAUAAUACCAGGAGAUGAGAUUACUUACGAUUACAAUUUCAUCUGGCUAGAGAAUGCCGAACCUCAACUGUGUUACUGCCAAUCUGCCAAUUGCAGGGGUGUGAUAGGUAAGAAACACUCACCAUCUCCAGUCUCUCAACCAACCAAGUCUUCGAAAAGGACCCCUCAGGAGGGUUCCCAGCCAAGUAGAAAGAGGGGGCAACAUAAAAUCAAGGACAAUCAACUUCUUAAAACGGAGAAGGACACUGACGCAAGGCGACUAAGGCGGAGUAUUCGGCACAAAGGCCUAGCGCCUGACGUAGGCAACACGCUACAGAGGUUACCCCUACAUGUAAGAAAACAACUAUCAAUUGAUAUGGCACCUCCUGGCAAAGCGGAUGACAUCUCAAGACAGCUACUUGCAGUCCUAUUACCAACUGAAGGCAGAACAAGGUCUUCUCGUCAAAGGAAAGUAGUAGAAGCCUGUAUAAAAACAGGAAUUCCUUUGAAAUACACGGGACUAGAUAUCAAGGAACCGUUUCCAAAGAAACGUGUGAAUAAACGAAACUCUGCUCGCAAGCUAAGAUCGUCUUCGAAAAGUUCAUCCACAUCAAAAAAAAGUGCCUCCGAAACUUUGAUCCUCAAAGAAGAGCCCAAAAACCACCCUCCGCCUCCAAGAGUUUCAGAAAAACUGAAGAUUGCUCACAUCAUCCACUCUUCUGAAGAAUCUCUUUCCUCCAUCCCCUUUCACCCUAUUAACCAAAUCAACUAA